GGGAGAUCAUGGCAUGGACGUUGAUUAUUUUGACAAAAUUGCUGGUAAUUUGAUAAAAUUUUAUUCCGUUUUGAUGGCUUUUUUUACUUUAGCUAUAUGAUAAUUAGAGGAACUUUUUCUUUCUAUUAUUUCGUAAUAUUCAGAACCAUCUGUUAGCUACCUCCAAAAAUUAGAACUCGCAUUCAGAAAGAUUUAAAUAUAUAAGUCGAUCUUUUCAUGCAUCGAUUUGGGUGUUUUUAUAAGGUCUUAACUUUUCCAGCUGCGUGGAACAAAUUUUGAAUUCACUGUCAAUGAAGAACUAGUAGCAAUCGUUAACCAAUUCAGAGAGUUACGACAGGUUCGCGAGUAGUGAGCGAAAGAAGUCAACGUAAAUGAUUCUCAGUUCCAUGUCAGCCGGCUGAGCUUCGAUGCUUUAGUCUGGAGUAGCAGAGCCUUUAGCUUCACAAUGAGUCAAGCGACGGCAACUGAAGAGGGAUGAGGCUCACUGCCGUGGUCCUGGCAGGGUUUACGCUAUGGCACCUCUCGCACGGUGUGCCCAAAUUGAAUUCGUCGAAACUCCGCAACCAAUUGGCACCACAAGAUGUCACUCCUACAGUCAUAGCGGAGGUCGUGGAGAAAUAUGGUGGGGGAAGAACCGGCCCGUGCCAAUUGCUACUGUAUUUCGACCAGAAAACUGUAUCUAACGAACAGCUGCGUCAAUUGCAAGCAGUCUUAGGAUCGCCCAUAAUGCUAUUGGAUGUAACGAACAUUCGGCUCGGUUUGAUCACCGCUCAAAGAGGACCACCGGUGAUGCCGAAAGUGGAUCUUCUCACUAAUCGACCUGAAAAAGAAACAUGCCGCGUCCUUCUGAGUUGGUCAGAGGCAGGCCAUCAGCGCGGCCUUCUCGUACUGGCGAAACUUCUACCUGACAUUGUCCGACAGGAAGACACACUUAUCCUCACAACGGAAUACAAAAACAUCGGCAGCUUCAUCCCGGAACUGAACAGACGGAUUGUAGUUCGGAAAAAUGAGACUCCAGGUAAAAAUGCCAGUCAGGUCAGGUUUGUCGUUGAACAGUCGUGUUUGUCAUGCGGGUACUCGCCUGCAAUGGAAAAAAUUGGCGAAUUGGGCGAAUAUGCUGGCCUGACCUGGAAGAGGCGCUCCAAGAACCCUAGCUUAUUGGGCAAGAAGAUAAGAGUGACCUAUACUCCGUCAGUGCCCAAUAUUUACACAACAUCUGAAGGAGUUCUUGAUGGGCUUGAAUACCGCAUGCUGCAGUACGCAGCUGAAGCACUAAAUUUUACGUACGUUCUUCAAAUACCAGCAGACAACGAAUGGGGACGUUUUAUCAAUGGCUCGUGGACAGGAAAAGUUGGAGACCUCGUUAACAAUAGAAGUGAUUUGGCCAUUGGUGGAAUCGUAUACAAAUCCCAGCGAUCAGCAGUUGCCUUAUACAGCACCAUGUUUCAUCAAGAGCUCUGGAGCAUCGUUUGUCCUCGGCCGACAAAACUGCCCCUUUGGCCAUACAUAAUGUUUCCCUUCCGUAGCGAAAAGGCACCAUCCGUUUUCACGUUUCUAGUUUUGUUACACAUUGUCGCCUUCAUCAUCGCUUCUUUUGCCUCUUCUGUCAAGCAACGCAACAGGCAAAACGACACUCCUUUCAUGAAAUCCGUCAAGAACAUUUUUCUGGUGGCGGGCUCAUUCUACUGGCGUAUAAUGGCUUGUUUGUACUUUUGGAACUUGUUUUAUUGCAUUCUAGAGCCUCAAUACGAGGAACCUAUAAAUUCUUCUAUAGCCCUGCUAGAUUCAGCGAAGAAGUACGGUUUGGUACGCGGCACUACCGUGGAGACCGUCCUGGCCUCCAGUCUGGACGCUUCUCAGCAAAAACUUGCAAGAGACGCUCGCCGCCUGUCCUCAAUAUCAGAGGGCUUCUUCAACUUGGACACAAAUGGCAUGUGCAUCGUAGGCGUUCCCAAACGCUAUGCCGAGUCCACCAUUCGUACUCGGUACACCACUCAAUGUGGGGAGCCAGCAAUUCAGGUCAGUUCUGAGAACUUACAUACGGUCCUUGGAGGUUGGCUCAUGGCAAGCAAAUCACCGCUGAAAGAAAAAUUAGAUCCAAUCAUCGUUAGACUUCAAAGUUUUGGAUUCCUUAAUAAAUGGCAGGCAGAUUUGUACGACUCUUUAUCUCGUAGUAGAGACGAAAAAUUGCCCUGCGUCGUACAACCAGUCGGUUCACUCUCAUUUUAUGAUUUGAGGCUGGCAUUCUUGUUGCUCCUGGUAGGCUGGGGAGCGGCUCUCGUUCUGCUUGGUGCUGAAUACGCCGCUAAUUAUUUCAUUCAGAAGCUGGAAGACGAAUUCGGACCCAUGCAUGGAGAUCACAACACGUCCAUGAAUUACAGAAGAGCUCACACGCAGAGGACGUGGGCUGAACGAGUGUUGCGCCAGAUAGCGCCUCAUCGGCAACAAAUUCGGCGUCCGAUUGCGACUGAUGCAGAACUUCGACGUAGAAUGUACAUGUUCUUCAAAGAGAUGACGGAGCCAGAUUUCCUUCACCCCCAAGUGACAAUACGACCACCACGUGUUGCUGAGGCGCGAAGCUUACCUCAUUCUAAAUCUCAAACCGUAAUUGUCCAUCACCAAGCACCAAAUAGCGUCUCAAAAAAGACAUAUCCAAUUCAACCUACAUCUGCACACGCGUCAGCAGCCGCCAGACGUGCUCCCCUGGAUGUAGUAUCUAAACAAGCAACCUCUAUCACAGAAGUAAGGCCAUACGAAAUUCCGUUGUCACGGGCAGCAAGAGUUCCACCGUUGCAAAGGAAUUAUUCUUCAAGAAAAACGUCCAGGAGGAAACGUCUUCGUCUUCCGAACAUCCCAAAUUCUCCUGUUAACGCUUUGCCGCGAUUGCGGGAUCCGCUUGUUCGUUUCUUCAGUGCUAAGCAGCGUGUUCAAAAUCUGAUCCCCAGAGACAGUGACGGAGGAGACAGCAGCGCUCGCUUGAAAAGUUCGCUACACUUGACCAGGAAACGGCUCUUGCAUCACAGCGCUUCGAGAAAUGAAAAAUCCAUGGAUCUUGUAUCACCAUCUGAUCCAGAACAAAGAGAAAUAAACAAUGAUAAGGAAGAUUCAAUUGAUGAUAUUUAAAUAAAACUAAAGAUUAUAUCAGUGCUUUUAAGAAAUGGAUGAAUAUUAUUUUUUGACAUUCUUAAAUUGAUGAGAUUUCUCGUGAAGGCAGUUAAUUUCAGUUAUUAAUAUUGGAGCGAACUUGUGAACAUGUUAUUAAACAUCUCUCUGUACCUAAUCAAACAUUAUUACCUACAUGCGGUGGCCUGAAU
This is a messenger RNA of Hyalella azteca, 3314 nucleotides long. RefSeq lists its product as uncharacterized. The transcript has 2 exons. Gene Ontology annotation, molecular function: glutamate-gated receptor activity. Bases 475 to 3123 code for a protein of 882 amino acids. Lineage: Eukaryota; Metazoa; Arthropoda; Malacostraca; Amphipoda; Hyalellidae. The record is from RefSeq and is a predicted model, not a curated record. Gene Ontology annotation, cellular component: membrane.